Molecule: messenger RNA, 954 nt
Organism: Alternaria atra
Lineage: Eukaryota; Fungi; Ascomycota; Dothideomycetes; Pleosporales; Pleosporaceae
Exons: 2
Coding region: 1-954 (317 amino acids)
Cellular component (GO): membrane
Molecular function (GO): transferase activity, transferring alkyl or aryl (other than methyl) groups
Source: RefSeq, a predicted model, not a curated record
AUGAUUCCAAGAGCACCAGAAUCACGACGAGAAAGCGAGCGGACUGGGUCGCCACGCUUUGAAGAGAACCGAUCGCUAAUGUUCCACAUACAUACCAUCUGGCUCAUCACCUGCAAUGACUUGAAAUCGAUCGUCCUCCCAGAAACAGCCUUCGGUAUAUUCAGCGCCCUAUCUAUCUCGCUCACCACGAACGAUAAGCCAAAGGUUCUGGAAGUGCUAUCACGAUUACCGCAAGUCAUACUCUGGAACUGGCUCAACGUACUCCUCUUCGACAUUGCAAACCAGCGACUACCCAACUCCAUCAUCGAAGAUCAGGUAAACAAAGCAUGGCGUCCAAUUCCUUCCGGUCGGCUUACCCCCAAAGAAGCACGGCAUCUCUUGCUAGUUGUAAUCCCCGUGGUCUUCGUGGCGACUUUCUUUCUCGGAGGCUUCUUUGAGACUGUCGGCAUGAUGGUCUUGACGUGGAUGUACAACGACUUAGGAGGUGCUGACGAGUUCUACCUUGUUCGCAACAGUAUCAAUGCACUGGGAUUCAUGUGCUAUAGCUCGGGGUCCACAGACGUCGCUGCUGGUGCUCAUUCUCUUACCCCGAAAGCUUACAGGUGGAUAGCUAUGGUUGGAGCAAUCAUCUUGUCCACGCUGUCCAUGCAAGACCUCCCAGAUGUGGCUGGAGAUGCUGUUAGAGGACGUCGGACAAGCCCGUUGGUUAUGGGCGAUACAUGGAGCAGGUGGGAAAUCGCGGUUCCAAUAUUCUUGUGGUCCAUCAUUUGUCCUGUCUUUUGGAAUGUUGCUUGGCUGGGUUUUCUUAUCCCCAUCUGCGUUGGUGCGUGGCUAGCUUUCAGAAUACUGCGGUUCAGGACUGUGGCUGAGGAUAAGAGGUCGUGGCAGAUCUGGUGUUUUUGGACAUGCUUGUUGUAUGCGCUACCAUUGUUCACAAGACCUUCAGCGCCUUGA